Rotaria sp. Silwood2 is the source of this 201-nucleotide messenger RNA. The record is from the annotation of a GenBank genome assembly. Lineage: Eukaryota; Metazoa; Rotifera; Eurotatoria; Philodinida; Philodinidae.
AUGAAAUCACCAAACUUUGCCUGUUUCUUUGACAUUGAUGGUGUUAUUACAAAAGGUCCUAAUUUCAUAACAGUUGCAAAACCAGCAAUUCAAACAUUGAUUCAGCUCAAUGUACCUAUUGUAUUUGUUUCAAAUACAUGUAUGCUUGAAUCAGAUAAAGCUAAACAAUUAUCAGCUGUACUUGGUGUAACUGUAAGUUAA